UGUCAGUGUAUUAUUUGACCUGUCCAAGUGUCUCCUCAUUCAGGGAAACCUGUUGUUUGUCGAGCCCAGGAAUGCAGGAUUUUCAUUUGGCCACAAUAUCAGUAGUCAUUUGGCCAGCCUCUCAAUGGUGGGAAUCACCAUCCCCACUCCUGACCCUGCUGUCAGAGAGGCUUUGUGUGCCCCAGCUAACGUGAAUGCGGGUAUUGAAAGUCAGGGCCAGAUUAAGAUGUACAUCAGUGAAGUGUGUCGGGAGCCUGUGUCACGUUGCUGCAACUCAUUUCUGCAGCAGGCCGGAUUAAAUUUGUUAAUAAGCGUGACAGUUAUUAAUAACAUGCUUGCCAAGUCCGUUUCAGACUUGAAGUUUCCUUUGAUAUCAGAGGGAAGUGGAUGUGCUGAGAUUCAGGUUUUGAAACCGCUGAUGGGUUUGUCUGAAAAGCCAGUCUUGGCGGGGGAGUUGCUUGGUGCCCAAAUGCUCUUCUCUUUCAUGUCCCUCCUCAUCAGAAACGGAAACAGAGAGAUACUCCUGGAAGCCCUGGCCCCUUAAAUGGCCGUCUCCAGCAGAAUGGGACUGAAUCCACCCCAAACCUGCUUGGUUUGCAGAUGUCAAAGAUUCUGCAGAGGGUGCAACUGAAGG
This is a messenger RNA of Carlito syrichta (Philippine tarsier), 634 nucleotides long. Its product is annotated as protein ARMCX6-like. Gene Ontology annotation, cellular component: mitochondrion. The transcript has a single exon. Bases 125 to 544 code for a protein of 139 amino acids. The record is from RefSeq and is a predicted model, not a curated record. NCBI's taxonomy places the organism in Eukaryota, Metazoa, Chordata, Mammalia, Primates, Tarsiidae.